AUGCAUUGGUUCCACUACUACGUUGUCCACUACCCACUAGACCUCAAAAGGAAUGAAAAAAAGUGCGCCGGUGAGUGGUUAACGGAGGAUGAGGUGACAGCCGGCAAUUUGGUGCGUUCGGAAUCAGCUACCAACCACAAAGGCUGCCCUGUAAUAAAACACAUCUCAAACAGAGCCUUUGUGGCGGCGACCACAUAUCCGACAAGUUGCCGCCGCCCUUCACGGCUAUCGCAAACAAUCGCGCAAGGCGCCAAAUUGGACACCGGUGCCGCUACCGUAUCACUGGCCGACGAUGAGCAAACGCGCGCAAAGGAUAAUGGCGUGAAUAUCGCAGCGGAUGCGAAGCAAACUCUUAAUAACUUCUUUAUCAAGUGA
This is a messenger RNA of Caenorhabditis auriculariae, 375 nucleotides long. The record is from the annotation of a GenBank genome assembly. Lineage: Eukaryota; Metazoa; Nematoda; Chromadorea; Rhabditida; Rhabditidae.